Messenger RNA from Penicillium robsamsonii, 699 nucleotides. RefSeq lists its product as uncharacterized. The coding region runs from base 1 to 699 and encodes 232 amino acids. The record is from RefSeq and is a predicted model, not a curated record. The transcript has a single exon. NCBI's taxonomy places the organism in Eukaryota, Fungi, Ascomycota, Eurotiomycetes, Eurotiales, Aspergillaceae.
AUGACUCUCUGGAUAUUGAGGACACCUCAACGACGACAGCAGUGGAAAGUGACUUGCCAGGCAAAUGGCUUGAACGACAAGUUCAUCGAGUAUGACGUGGAAACCCGCUGGAACUCCACAUACCGUAUUGUCCAGGGAGCCCUGCAAGCCAAAGCACAGAUCUGGAUGUGGAUAGAGCAUCAGAACCAGUUUCUGCCAUUUACAGCUGACGACUGGUUGCAGCUGCAACAGCUCGAAAUGAUCCUCUCCAAGUUCGAUGAAUUCACUCAACUGGUUUCCCGGCGAAAAUCCCAGAUCAGCCUAGCCAUUCCCAUCUAUUACCAACUGAAUGAUAUGCUCGAAGAUGCAGCUUCGGCACAAGGCGACUUUUCGGGGCUUAGCUCUGACAUUACCUCCGCCAUCUCCGCGGGGAUGAAGAAAUACAAGAAAUAUUAUGAACUGAUGGACGCCCAAGAUGCUUAUUAUAUAGCUCUUAUCCUUGACCCACGCUUCAAACCCCUCUUAUUAGCUAAGGAGCACACCCGACAGCUAUAUGAUCGAUUGUGUUGGAAAGAAGCAAGCUUGCUAGCCCAGCUCCGGACCGGCAUGGCGAGACUCAAUGGAUACCUCUAUCGAAUUAACGUUGCAGAAACGGAUCAAUGCGCGUGUGGACAAGCCAGAGAGACCGUAGAGCACUUCUUCUUUCGAUGUCAGUGGUAG